AUGGUUGAACAUGCAGCCCGUGACUUCCAGUCAGCACUGCAGCAGCUGAAUGCUACCAGCGGCAAGCGAGCCAGCUUUGGUUGCACUGCCAAUUGCCAAAUCUGUGCACAGCUCGUGUUGGAGAAUAACAGUCCUGCACAAACUGGUGCCGCAUCGCUGUGGUCGCAGAAGCCAACUCUGUAUUUCGACUUCGACGAGCUCGAUGAGGAGGAAAUUGGUCGACCACCAAUGGCGGCAGCAGUGCCAAGUGAAGGACAAGCGACUUCGAUGCGAAGGCUUUUCGAGGGCACCGUGACUUUGCAGAUCGUUGCAGCGAUGACUGGGGGCGAGGUAUGCUCGUUGGCGAAUACGUCACUGAACGGCACCAUCUGGGACGUUAAGGAGCGCAUCGAGCGCAAGGAAGGGACGAAACUCAGCGCACAGAAGUUGCUGUGUGCCAAUGGCCAGGUUGCGCACGACGAUGCCAUCCUUGCAGAUGUGGUGGACCACACGCAGCCGGAGCUCAGCCUUGUCCGCUCUCCCCCUGUCUGGGCUGGACUGCUGGCGAACAUCGCGGCUGGGGAAGUUCAGCUUGAGGAACUUGACGAGGGUGCGCGCAGCGAUCGGGCCAUCGUCCUCGCAGCAGUGCACGCAAGUCAAGGCAGAGCCCUCGCUCAUGCAUCUCCUACAUUACGUGGCGACAAGGAAAUGGUCACCGAAGCAGUGAAGCGGAACGGGCUUUCUCUGCGGCAUGCCAGCUCGUCGCUGAGAGCAGACCGUGACGUCGUUUUGACGGCUAUUCGCGAGUGCCCGUUGGCCUUGGAAUUUGCAAGUGACGCACUGCGAAACGACCAUGAUUUCAUCGUCAACGCGGUGCGCGUGUCGGCUCGGGCGGCCGGGUGUGUUACAGAGGCGCCGGGCCAUGCUUGCGUGUCUUUAGGUGCAUUGUAG
Molecule: messenger RNA, 930 nt
Organism: Symbiodinium necroappetens
Lineage: Eukaryota; Dinophyceae; Suessiales; Symbiodiniaceae
Source: the annotation of a GenBank genome assembly